CAGAACAAUAUGCAAUAUGCUCCUCGUCCGUGCAGUUACAACCUGCAUUUUCUUAGGAACUUGUUUCCUCAACGUACAAGUGCAGACUUCCCCGGCGACGACAGCUAGCAGACCAUGGUGGUUUGUUGAGUACAGCGAUGACGGCAAUGCGAUCGGGAAAAAUGGGAAGAUUUUCACCGAGUCAAAACCGCCAGUUAGGUAUAAAACUGGUGGUCUUGUCAUCGGAUUCUCUACCUUUGGGUUUCUGAUCGUUAUGAUUUGCAUCGGUUGGUUCUGUUGCACGAGAAACAUCAACACCUCUCACCGAGCAGACGACAAAGAAGACGAAGAGGAGAAACCCAAAACUAUAACAUCCUGUCCAGUGACUGGAAAACCUCACGGAAUCAAGUACAUUGCUUAGAAAUGGGAUUACAAAUCACUUGAUUUUCACAAAAUUUAUUUGACAUAGGAAUGGAAGCUAGCUAGUACAUGUUGAGGUUAGACAUAUCAGUCAUUUCUCACUCAUUUCAUUUUAGGUGGAUAUG
This is a messenger RNA of Magallana angulata, 524 nucleotides long. RefSeq lists its product as uncharacterized. The coding region runs from base 17 to 400 and encodes 127 amino acids. NCBI's taxonomy places the organism in Eukaryota, Metazoa, Mollusca, Bivalvia, Ostreida, Ostreidae. The transcript is spliced from 3 exons. The record is from RefSeq and is a predicted model, not a curated record.